UCCGAGAUAGUCGGGGUGGCGCGAUCGCUGAAAACGGCUAUUGCCGAUCCGAGGGCAGCGCGCCAGCAUUGAAUUGAGCCAUUCAAUCCAACUAUCAACCAUCGACAAUUGAAUCCAACACUGCAUACGGAGCCGGCCUACUUCCUUCCUGAUCAACUUUAGACUUCCUAUCAACACAAGGUCAAAUCCACUAGAGGCAAUACAGAAAGCUAAACGCCGGUAAUCAACGACUACAAACCCCAGCACAACAAGCCCGCCAGUCGAGAUGAAGGAUCUGAUUCUCGACGCUAAUUUCCCCCGCACGCUCGAUCAGCGUGUAUACCAUCUCGGAAUCCGCUCGGGCGAAGUUGCUAAUCGUAUCGUCACGGUGGGGGCACCUUCGCGGGCCAACGGUAUUGCGUCUCUCCUCGAUGCGUCGCCCAGGCCCUUCACGGUCACCUCGGAACGUGGUUUCACCACCAUAACGGGUCGAUACAAGGGCGUACCCGUGUCAAUCGUCAGUAUUGGUAUGGGCUAUCCUAACGCCGACUUCUUCGUCCGCGAAGUAAGAGAAUGCCUCACGGGUGAUAUGGUCGUAAUAAGGCUAGGGUCCUGCGGCGGUCUCAUUGAUGUCCCCGUCGGCACAAUUGUCGUGCCCAAGGCCAGCAUCGCCAUUACGAGAAACUACGACUUCGAAUUCAUUGACGGUGGCUCCUCCGAGCCUCCGUACAGGAUCAGCAAACCAGUAGAUGCUGACCCCCAGUUGCAUCGUACUCUGAGCGACGCGCUGCAACGCACUCGCCCUCCUACAGUCUCCACAGGCGUCAUUGACAACACGAUCAAUGCAUCCGCCGAUAGCUUCUACUCUUCCCAAGGACGUCAGACGUCCUUCCCGGAUCACAACGAGACUCUCAUUGAGCAGAUGAAAUCGAACCAUGCCAACCUGGCAACUCUAGAGAUGGAGACGUUCCACAUCCUCCACCUCGCUGCGAACUGGCCCAGCGCCACGCAAACGACGGCGACCGUCACGCCGCCCGUCACGGCCCUCCCGGUGGCACCCGCGAUGACGGUGCCCCCGUCGCCCUCGACCCAGGGCCAACCCCCGAAUGUGUCGACUUCCGACGCAGAAGGUAAGCCCCUCCGCCCGAAGCCACGCAUCAGGGCCGCAGCGGCACAGAUGGUCUUCGCGUCGCGCACGUCGCAGGACUUCAUCACCCCUGAGACGGUUGCGGAGAUAGAGGCAUGGAGUGGCCGUGCGGUGCUAGAGGCUCUCGUCGGAUUUGAGAUAGAACCCCAUCACUUGCACGAGGAGGCCGGGAGCGUAUGGGAGCUCAGAUGAGCUGCAGGAAGAGUGUUCUACGUGCAGACCAACCAGUUCGCGACGCACUGAACACACCAUAAGUAGAGUGAUCAUUAGACAGAAGACGGUGGCUCUGGGAUGAGUUCAAGUUGACUCUCGGAACUGUGCAUCACUCAACUUUCGCUUGGACCUGUACGAACGAACGACGACUUAUGCGUGAAUCAUACACGAAUAGCAGUCAAAAUGGCGGGAGUACUAAUGGGAUUCCUCAGGUGUCGGGAGAAAAACAGGGAUGCAAAAACGAAAACGGAUUCCUCCCUGGCGGGGAGUCGAACCC
This is a messenger RNA of Rhodofomes roseus, 1616 nucleotides long. Its product is annotated as purine and uridine phosphorylase. Lineage: Eukaryota; Fungi; Basidiomycota; Agaricomycetes; Polyporales; Fomitopsidaceae. The record is from RefSeq and is a predicted model, not a curated record. Gene Ontology annotation, molecular function: uridine phosphorylase activity. Gene Ontology annotation, biological process: uridine catabolic process. The transcript is spliced from 9 exons. Bases 266 to 1318 code for a protein of 350 amino acids. Gene Ontology annotation, cellular component: cytosol.